CAUCACGCUGUUCGAACCCUCACGGCAGCUACCGCGACACGCUGCGCCGUCUAGAACCUUACACAAGGUUCUAGCCGAGCUGGGUAUGGACGUAAACACAACCCCAUCAGCGGCACCUCCUCGACAAACCCUCAACCGGCGGUUUUAGCGGCAGCGGGGUCACGAGCUGCGACCUCAACGUCGACAUCGCAUAUUUGUCCUACACGCCGCCGGCGUCAGCUAUUGCUCGAUUCGGGACUUAAACCAUGGCGAGAAACGCAAAAAUGCCCGUCGCUGCUCGGCCGCUGCUCCAGCGCGUUGAGUCCCUCGCCCUCCAAUCAACUGCCACCUCGCGGACACUCUACGCGGCAUGGAAGGAGUUCCAGGGAGCGACAAAGCUCAAGCCAUGUGCAGCCAUGGCCAUCAUUGCGCUAGACGCCCAAUCCGUCGUCUUCGGUGCCUGCGUAACGUUCAGCCGCGCCCGCACUGACUACUCUCGGUUGGAUACGUCUAACUGGAAGCUAUCCCAGAGCACCUUGCGCGAGGCCUUCGGCUGCCCUUCACUGAUGAGCCGUGACUUCGUCAAAGCACUAGCUAACCUGGCAACUCGAGCUUCGCCCACCGUUUCAUGGCAAGCUGCCUUUACCGCAAUCAAGGCUGCUCAAGAGAAUCGAUUGGGAGGGCGUAUACGCGGAACCUCGCAACAAACAGAGUGGGCUCCUUCCGAUGUCAACCAUGCCGCCAAGUCGCUGGGGUGCCCGCUGGACAAGAAGCGUUCCCUGGAAGAAGGAUCCGCUUUUGAUGCCGACGAUGAAGAAGGCAAUUCUCAGUUUAAGAAACAACGAUACUCUGCCACUCCAUCACUCACCUCAAUUCCAUCAGUGGAGACGGGCCGUCGAGCUCCCCCAACGCCACAGGCCUCCCCUGAGGAGGAGAAUGUGUAUGACGGUAUCUGUGCCACUGCACUACCUCCGCCUGACUCGCCUGUUUCGGAGGUGGACCAGUUCGCCAUACAAUCGGAGCUACGACAUAGCGGAUUCAAGGCUGGCGAUGACGAUGACUCAGCAAUCAAGACAGCCGAUCACCAGCUACCCACAGCUAAGACUCCAGCAGCACAACAUAGCGAUACCAUUCCGAGUCCAGAUGUCGCUCUAUUGGGCCUCACUACCUCGAACGGUCAAGCGCAGUCUCCAUCUUCGCGUCCCGGCUCACCGCUAGCCGACAUUACGGCUUCCUCCAAGCUCCAAUCCGUCAAUGUCCCGAGACGAAAAGCGAAUCGUCCCAGUGCUCUCAGCGCUUCAGAGCAUGAUCCUGUCAAAGAGGCUGCCGCCGCGGACGCGGACGCGGACACCGGUACGCCCGACGUACCGCUGCACAACAAGGAAACUUCCACCACCACUCUGCUGCCCGACGCGGAAGUCAUGGAGACUGGUCAAACGCCCGAGGUACUACCGCACAACAAGGACACCUCUGCCGCCCCUCUGCUGCCCGAUGCGGAAGUCACGGACGCUGGCCAAAUGCCCGAGGUUGCCGGCGAUAGAGAAGCGAAAGAGCUCAGCGAGAAGCCAGACGACCGCGAUAGAGGAGCAGACAAACCCUCCAACGGGCUUGAGGGGGCCCACGACGGUGCCCUCCCCAGCGAAGUGGACGAGGACGUCAUCUUUGUAAAAGCAAACGAGCUAUCACCAGUCGAUUCCAAAACCGCUUUGUCAAUGCCGGACGAAAUCGGAAAGAGCCUCGACGGUACCCGCAACAACGGCCUGCUUACCAGCACAUCCAUUCACCAUAUCCUACGCCUUCUGCUCCCUUCCACCUUCAAGGACUUCGAAGUUCCAAGUCACGAUGAAUUGUUUGACUGGAAGAAGUGGUCACAGAACCCAUUCCGAGAGGCUGAUCCUGAUACAACAUACAUUUGCGUUGUGCAUAUCAGCCCAAGGAAUCACUGGGUGCUGCUCACUAUAUCAUUCAAAACCAGGCAGGUGCGUGAGUACGAUUCAAUGUAUCACCCGAAGAGCAACUUGUGCAUGGUGGGGAAGCACAUCGUGGCUCGGCUGGGCGGGGACUGGGACGACGGCUGGCAAUACCACAGACCCGUCACCCCACAGCAGAAGGAUGGCGCUUCGUGCGGUGUCUUUGCAAUAGUCUGCGCUCUUUUCCGCGCGGCCGACAUGGAGCUCCCUCUCACAUUUGAUGUCCAGCUUUGGCGCCUGGCCCUCAAGAGCAUGAUUGCAAGAGAGGAGUCUACUCGCACACAGAGCCACUCUUUCCUAUUCCAGGGCUCGGAGCUCUUUCGAAAGCUCAACGAGGCUAGAGUGGUCCCCCAAGGCACAGAUAUCAGCGCCCGGUUGGAGUCCGCUACCAAGUUACAUCAACAGUGGAUGGAUCAACUCGUCGAGGCAGGAUCAGUAUUCGACAAGUUGCAUGCGAUGUUCUCCGACCCCGUCGAUACCUUGGCCGCCCAGCUCAAGGUAACAAGGGAAUCUCUUGCUGAGCUGGUUAAAGUCAUUCCUCCCUCCGCGAAGGUCUGCGCUAGGUCCAACGGCACACCUUGCGCCUGCCAUCAUGCUUCCUCAGAAGCAACUAAUCCUGCGGCAGCAGCACAUUCCUUUUACCUCCAGCUUCUGGCGCAGGAAUCAGCUCAUUUCUCAACGCUGAAGGCACAGCAUGAUGUCCUCACCAACGGGGCUGCGAUGAUGUCAAAGGGCAUUGCUCUUGUAAAAAUGUUGAGACAGGACGCUCAGAAGGGCCUGGCGAAGUUAGAGAACGAUCUGGAGGCAUGGCUGACGAAGGCCGAAUCGGACGUAACGGCCGUGAAGAAGUAUCUAAUUGGGAAGUCAGGUCGGACAGGUCAGUCCUGAAGGGUAUUACGAACGAAAGUAGAUGCGCGGACAACGUCAUGCGAUGAGUUUCCGCAUCUUCACAAGUCCAUUAUCAGCUAGAAGUAGUGAAUAAGAUC
Trematosphaeria pertusa is the source of this 2935-nucleotide messenger RNA. RefSeq lists its product as uncharacterized. Gene Ontology annotation, biological process: proteolysis. Lineage: Eukaryota; Fungi; Ascomycota; Dothideomycetes; Pleosporales; Trematosphaeriaceae. The transcript has a single exon. Bases 264 to 2837 code for a protein of 857 amino acids. The record is from RefSeq and is a predicted model, not a curated record. Gene Ontology annotation, molecular function: cysteine-type peptidase activity.